ACCUCUGUGCAGUCAGAGUUUGCAGCCUUUGCAGUUUCUGCACAAAGGCAUCACUCGCAGAUCACAACCCACUUAAUACUUUGCAUUAGGGCCAAUCAAAGCUGCACAGAGCACCGUGCAAGCUUUCAUGUUCUACAGAAUUCUUCAGGCUGGAACUUCCUUCCCCUAUAGGAAAAAGAAAGACGCCUCAGGGAAUGAUGCAAAACCUUGGUGCAGUCUGCUGUGUGUGAGACGCAGAGGCAGGGGUAUGUAUGGAGGAUACUCCGGCCAGAAGGUGCCACAAGGAAGAGAGAAGAAAAAAAAAAUAACAAGCACAAUUUGGGGGAUUUUUUCAUGACAGGGCGGGGGAUGACACAGAGAGACAAAAAAAAAAAAGGCCAAGCUGCAAACUCUGCCGGAUUUAACACGCCUAAUAAAACGCUGGUCCGUCUGGCCUCUGAGCCUCCUUUCGACGAGGGGCUACGUCUAACAGGUACUCCGCCUGCAUCCCGACGACUUGCGAGUCUUUCCCCGAAACACCCCGACGGUUACCGGACGUGUCCGAACUCGAAGACGGAAAUACCCGAGGGUGUCCGAAACAAGCCGAACAUUGAUCGGGAGGCUACGGAAGUAGACGAAGAUCGUGCUAGACCAGAUCUCGGCUGAGGAGCCAUCAUGGCGGAUCUGAUCGCGAAUCUCCAGGCAGACGGCAUCCAAAAGCGGGUUGUGCAGGAAGGCCGAGGAGAGCUUCCUGAUUACCAAGAUGGUACCAAGGCCACCUUCCAUUACCGCACAAUGCUCUGUAGCCCGGCCCAACGGGUCUUAGAUGACAGUCGAACACAGGGCAAACCCAUGGAGCUUAUCAUUGGCAAGAAGUUCAAGCUGCCUGUCUGGGAGACCAUCUUGUGCACCAUGCGGGAAGCAGAGCUAGCGGAGUUUUUAUGUGACACAAAGCAUGUAGUGUUGUAUCCAACGGUGUCAAAGAGCUUGAGAAACAUUGCAGCAGGGAAAGACCCAUUGGAGGGACAGCGACACUGCUGUGGCAUUGCUCAGAUGCAUGAACACCACUCACUGGGUUACCCGGAUCUCGAUGAGCUCCAGCAGAAUCCUCAGCCUCUCAUCUUUGCCAUCGAGAUGCUCAAGGUGGAGGGCCCAGGCUCAUAUCGUCAGGAUCCGUGGGCCAUGUCUGAUGAGGAGAAGAUGAAGGCUGUGCCCCUGAUCCAUCAGGAGGGCAAUGAGCUCUACAAGCAAGGCAAGGUGCAGGAAGCUGCUGCCAAGUACUACGAUGCCAUUGCUUGCCUCAAAAACCUGCAGAUGAAGGAGCAGCCGGGCUCCCCAGACUGGAUCCAACUGGACCUACAGAUCACCCCUUUACUGCUAAAUUACUGCCAGUGUAAGCUGCUGACUGAGGAGUAUUAUGAGGUGCUGGACCACUGCUCUUCCAUUCUCAACAAAUAUGAAGAUAAUGUCAAGGCCUACUUCAAGCGAGGCAAGGCACAUGCAGCAGUUUGGAAUGCGACUGAAGCUCAGGCUGACUUUGCCAAAGUGUUGCAGCUAGAUCCAUCGCUGGGGCCUGUGGUUGCGCGGGAGCUGCGCAGCCUGGAAACCCGCUUGCGUCAGAAGGAUGAUGAGGACAAAGUCCGUUUCAAAGGCAUCUUCUCCUCGUAGCUGCACUGCUGUUCUGUGUCCUCAGUAGGGACAGCUCAGGCUUUGCCAUCAGCACCCAAGUGCAAGACAGCAUAAACGGACUGUGUGGUUCUUUGACAGGGUCAGCAGUUACCUGCUAUCUAUACAGAUGCUGGAGGAGCUGGCCUUUCUUGUCAACAAAUUGUGUCAUCCUUGUGCAAAUGGUCCUGUUUGCUGCUGCCAAAGUGUAUGGGAGUAGGGGCAGGGGAAGCCGUUUUGGUCACCCACGCCAAAGCAGGCAGACAGCUUAAUGUGAGUGGGUCUGCUACAUCUGAUGCAUGCCUCUGUAUUACCCCCAAGAGCGGUUGUUCGCCUGAUGCACCACACUUGGUGCCUUCUCUUCUGUUACUCAUGGAGAGGGAAGCUUUGCUUCCUCAGAUGGUGCAAUAUGUAAGGGCCAGAAGAGACUUGUUAUGGAUUCCCCUUUUCUGCUAAGGCUUCCCAUUCUGCUGUUUGGGAGCAUGAAAACUCUAGCUCACGGGUCCCCAAACUACGGCCCGGGGACCAAAUCAGGCCCCCGGAAGACAUUUAUCCGGCCCGCUGGGCAGAAGUGGAUCUCCCCCUUCUCUAUCUCCUUUUCCCCAGGUUUACAAACAGCAUUAAGC
Molecule: messenger RNA, 2270 nt
Organism: Sphaerodactylus townsendi
Lineage: Eukaryota; Metazoa; Chordata; Lepidosauria; Squamata; Sphaerodactylidae
Gene: AIP
Product: aryl hydrocarbon receptor interacting protein
Exons: 6
Coding region: 655-1647 (330 amino acids)
Molecular function (GO): peptidyl-prolyl cis-trans isomerase activity; protein binding
Source: RefSeq, a predicted model, not a curated record